This is a messenger RNA of Pterocles gutturalis (yellow-throated sandgrouse), 917 nucleotides long. Its product is annotated as oxysterol-binding protein-related protein 5-like. The annotation marks the transcript as partial. The transcript is spliced from 8 exons. The record is from RefSeq and is a predicted model, not a curated record. NCBI's taxonomy places the organism in Eukaryota, Metazoa, Chordata, Aves, Pterocliformes, Pteroclidae.
AUGCGCUGGGUUUGGAAAGACCUGCUGCCCAAACUGGUUUUGAAAACCCCCACAGCUCAUGCCAUGAAGGAGGAGAACUUUCUUCGUCGCAGGUUCUCCCUCUGUCCAGCCUCGUCCACCCCUCAGAAGGUCGAUCCUCGCAAGCUGACACGCAAUCUGUUCUUCGGGGCCGAUAAUGACAUCUACCCACUCAGCCCAGGAAAAGACGUGGAAGGAAACAGCCCGACAGCACUGAAGGAUGAGACACCGCAGACUCCAAACUCCAUUAGUAAGAUCGAAUAUAAGCUUUGCAAUGGGUCUGACAAAGAGUGUGUGUCUCCCACAGCCAAAUUCACGAAGAAGGAAACACUGAAGGUACAAAAGAAAAAUUACAGACAGGAGAAAAAGAGAGCUACCAAACAACUCUUCAGUGCUCUGAAGGAUCCCAGUGUGGUGAUCACAGCAGACUGGCUGAAGAUUCGUGGGACUCUGAAGAGUUGGACCAAGCUGUGGUGUGUUCUGAAACCAGGAGUGCUGCUGAUUUAUAAGACGCCAAAGAUAGGACAGUGGGUUGGGACAAUCUUGCUCCAUUCUUGUGAGCUGAUCGAGAGACCCUCCAAAAAGGAUGGCUUCUGUUUUAAGCUUUUUCAUCCUUUGGAUCAGUCAAUCUGGGCUGUAAAGGGCCCAAAGGGAGAAAAUGUUGGUUCGAUCACUCAGCCUCUUCCCAGCAGCUACUUGAUUUUCAGAGCAGCCUCCGAAUCAGAUGGCCGAUGCUGGCUGGAUGCUUUGGAACUCGCCCUGCGUUGCUCCAGCCUCUUCCGGCUCAGUGCCUCCAAGCAGGGAAAGGAUGGGGAAAUGAACUGCUCAAGCGAUUCGGCGCAUGCAGGGCUCAACCACCUCUUACAGACGAGCCCUAUCUCAGACCAGGAGUUCUUCCA